Candidula unifasciata is the source of this 267-nucleotide messenger RNA. The record is from the annotation of a GenBank genome assembly. NCBI's taxonomy places the organism in Eukaryota, Metazoa, Mollusca, Gastropoda, Stylommatophora, Geomitridae.
AUGGCGGAGUGCGUGGAAGAGAAAUGUAACGGGAAGGUCAUUGUGAUUUUGUCAAACACGUAUGCCACCUCAGAAGAGUGCCUGUUUCUGACCUACUUUGCCAAGACGUUGGAUCCAGAUUCCAGACACAGAAACAUCAUUCCAGUACUGAUAGACUCUGACGUAGAGAUACCCAGCGUGCUCAGAGGUCUGUCCCUGAUCAAGUACAACCACCUGGUCCGAUCCGGCUGGCUCAAGGAGAAACUGGUCAACGCUAUUGCUGCUUGA